This is a messenger RNA of Schistocerca americana (American grasshopper), 2929 nucleotides long. RefSeq names its product proton-coupled amino acid transporter-like protein CG1139. Gene Ontology annotation, biological process: amino acid transmembrane transport. Gene Ontology annotation, molecular function: amino acid transmembrane transporter activity. Bases 108 to 1613 code for a protein of 501 amino acids. Lineage: Eukaryota; Metazoa; Arthropoda; Insecta; Orthoptera; Acrididae. The record is from RefSeq and is a predicted model, not a curated record. Gene Ontology annotation, cellular component: vacuolar membrane. The transcript is spliced from 10 exons.
CUUUACGAUAGCUCACGUUCCAUGAAGCGGGCGAAAAGCUGAGGGUCCACAGGCGUCGUAGCUGAGAAGAGAUCUGAAGUGUUAACUCACUUAGCGUCUAUCCGGAGAUGAGCCAGGAUAACCCAGCCUUUUCGGAUCAGUCACCGCACGAGAAUGGCGGCGGCGGCAGUGUGCCGGGGUCCGCGACUUCCUACGACAGGGGGAAGCGCUCUGUCGUCAGUCUCACUGGUGGCGACCGGGACAAUCUCAACGACAGCGGUGCGAAGCCGACGCCGGAGUCUGAUCAACCUCCACCGUACAACAGCAUCAGGCACAAGGUCAGUGCCUAUUCCAUCGAGUACGAUCCCUACUUACGGCGUAACGUCGAACAGCCUAUCUCGUACCUGGCGGCACUGGUGCACAUGUUCAAAGGCAGCUUAGGCACGGGCAUCAUGGCGGUGCCGAACGCCUUCAUGCACUCUGGGUACAUCAUGGGCGUGAUCGGCACGCUUUUUGUCGGCGUGAUGUGCACCUACUCGAUGCACAUGCUGGUGCGGGCGCGUUACGAGCUGAGCAAGCGGCGUCGCGAGCCCAGCCUCACCUACCAGGAGACGGCAGUGGCGGCGCUGGAGUACGGGCCGCGCUGUCUGCGGCCCAUGGCGUCCUACGCCGGGCAUAUUGUGAACGUCUUCAUGUUAGUCUUUCAACUGGGAAGCUGCUGCGUGUACGUGGUAUUCAUCAGCAGCAAUAUAAAGGCAGUUGUGGACGAGUACUACAGUGGGCUGGACCUGAGGAUCUACAUGUUGAUUUUGUUGCUGCCACUCAUACUGAUAAAUAUGGUGCGCAACCUGAAGCUCCUGGCUCCAUUCACAACGCUCGCCAGCCUCCUGACCAUAGCAGGAUUCGGUAUCACCUUCUACUACCUGGUGAUCGACUCGCCUACACUCGGCGACAAAGUGCCUUUUGGAACGCUAGAAGAAUUUCCUCUCUUCCUCGGAACGGUGCUUUUCUCACUAGAGGCGAUUGGUGUUAUUCUACCACUGGAGGACAGCAUGAAAACUCCGAAGAGAUUCCGUGAGCCGCUUGGAGUACUUAACAUAGCCAUGGUUCUCGUCGUCUCUCUGUUCACGGUAACCGGAUUCCUUGGGUACAUGAAGUAUGGGGAGAAUACGGAAGGAAGUAUAACGCUCAGCCUGCCCAACAAAGAAAAACUUGCACAAUCUGCCAAAUUAAUGUUGGCAAUUGCAAUUUUUGUAAGCCACAGUCUCCAGAACUAUGUGAAUAUUGAGAUUGUAUGGAAUGGUUACCUAAUGGAAAAGUUACAGAAACAUCCUUAUAAGAUGUUGUUUGAAUACCUUGUUCGUAUCUUUCUUGUCACUAUUUCAUUCGUUCUGGCAGUAGCAGUUCCAAAUUUGGAGCUGUUUAUAUCUCUGUUUGGUGCUCUCUGCCUGUCAGCUAUUGGAAUUGCUUUCCCAGCCAUAAUAUAUUGCCUCUGCGUCUGGCACAAUGAAACCACUCAAUUCAAAUUUGUACUGUUGAUUUUGCGAACUGGUUUUAUAGUCUUGUUUGCUGUGGUGGGAUUUGCUGUAGGAACUUACACCUCACUUUCAAACAUUGUCAUUGAAUUCAGCUGAUGUCAUUGAAGAAUUCACUGAAAAAGAUAUAUUGGCAGUGGUAUUGUCGUGGCCAUGAUUGACAGCCAAACGUUUUAAGAGGACUAGUCACUGACACUUCUCCUAAAACAACACAAUGUUGAAGAAGUGCUCAGUUACAGACAUCAUAUGUCUCAUUCUUCUAACUGAGUAGUGGAAGUGUGAAUUCAUGCAGUUCACACAUGCAGUUGGUUCUCAACUCGGACAACAUACAAAAGCUGGGCAUAGAAAGCUGUUGCUGUGCACAUAAACCAUCUGAAAGUCCUUCUGCAAAUGUCUUUCAGAUGUUAUAAAACUUAAUUCAACAAAAUGUAUAGUAUCAUACAGUACUGAACUUGUUUGAAAUAUCUUAGCACAACUACAUAAUUUGGAGAACUGAAUUAUAUAUGAUCCACCUUAAGAAUGUAUGCUAUGAUAAAUGAACACAGUACUAACUGAAAAGGUCAACACAAAGUAUAGUUAGUCACCAGGACAUUAAAAUAUUUAUUGUUUUCUUGUUUGCGUAUUUUCCGUAGAAUUUGUUGCAAGGAAUAAUUUCAUUCCACCUGAUCCCAUACUGAAGUCUCUGCAUAAAUGAAUAAUGUUAUUUGUACAUAUAAUACAAGAGAUUGUCAGCCAUUACCCUCCAAACUCUCAAGCAAACAAACAAUACAUGUUUUUGUUCCAAUUAAUUGAGCAAGAGCAAUAUGUUAAUUGAACUUUAGACAAUAUGAUCUACCAUUAGUACUUAGGUGUAAAUGCAUAUUACCUCAACAUCCAAAAUAUACUUGUAUUAUCAAGUGCUCAUAAAAUAUGCAAAUAAUGAUUGUGACUAAUUUGACACUGUAAAUUGCCUGAUGUACAAAGAGAGAUCUAUUUUAACUGCAUGUAAAUAGAAAUUUAAAAUCUAUCUUGUCAUUUCAGUGUAACUAACAUUAGUUGUCAAAAAUGUAAUCAGCAGAAUUACGCAAUUCAAGAAGCAUUUUCAGGCUAAAAAUUAAUGAGAAAUUGCCUUCAGUUAUUAAAGAUGAUUGUAGAUACAGAAAGUCACAAAACUUUAACUGUUAAUAGAAUAUUUUCAAAUAAACUCGGUCAUCUUAUUGUUACUCUGAUGCAUGUGUUAGAUUUUAAACAUAUUAGUAUUAAGUAUUUAUUUGAAUAGUCUCCUUCAUACUGCUGUCUUAACAUAUGAAUAUAAGUAGUUAUUAUGAAAGUCAUAUUGUAGAGUUUGUUGAUAGUAUUGAAACCAAUCUUGCACAUUGUUAUUAUUAGCUUGUAUGUAUGAAUAUGCAGGAACUGUGAGUGUCUAUAUGUUGUCU